Messenger RNA from Zophobas morio, 699 nucleotides. It is a transcript of the gene EMRE, whose product is annotated as essential MCU regulator, mitochondrial. NCBI's taxonomy places the organism in Eukaryota, Metazoa, Arthropoda, Insecta, Coleoptera, Tenebrionidae. Bases 119 to 388 code for a protein of 89 amino acids. Gene Ontology annotation, biological process: mitochondrial calcium ion homeostasis; calcium import into the mitochondrion. The transcript has a single exon. The record is from RefSeq and is a predicted model, not a curated record. Gene Ontology annotation, cellular component: uniplex complex; mitochondrial inner membrane.
UUCACUCAGAUUUUUCUAUUUUAAAAUUGUUUGGUUAUAAUCGUGACAUAUUUAUAUAUAACGCUGCGACAACACAGUGCCAAGUAAUUCUUCCCGUGGUUAUUUUUUUGGGUGAAAAAUGGUGUUGUCGCGACUAGGUCCCGCUCUAAAGUCCUGUUCGCGAUGGAAGUCGCCGUCGCUAAAUCUGGGCGGUAUCAGGACCGGGACUUCGUCCAGAUCAGGGGGAGUGCUUCCCGAACCCCACAAAACCUCAUUCGGGUUGCUCCGAAUUGUACUGACUGUGGUUCCUGGGCUCCUAAUAGGGGCCGCGAUUAGUAAAAAUAUAGCGAAUUUUCUUGAAGAGAACGACUUGUUUGUUCCUUCAGACGACGACGACGAUGACGACUAAGUGUGCUCAUAAGUUAAGAUCAAGCUUUUAAAUUUUAUUUAUUUAUUGUUAUUAGUGUGUUCAAUAAGUAUGUUUAUUGCAAUGAUCGAUUUUAUGGCUGAGCUCUCUCUGAAUUAAUGUGGUGUGUUUGGCACUUUCUUCAGGUGGCUUUUUGUGUGCCCCCAGCCAUAGAAACACUUGUAAAAUCUUCUUGACUGUUUAUUUUUCAGCGUCAAGAAGGGCUUUCUAGGUCAGUCAGGCUGUUUGACCCUCGUUUGUUGAUAUAAACCUGUAAUAUUAAGCAAAUAAAGAGUACCUGUGCUGAUUUAUAA